AUGGAUCAAGACGAGACUGACCAGGAAGCUUCGGAGCCCCCGGUACAUGGGAUACAUGGGCCGAACCGAAUUCGGCCUUCGUCGUAUCGGGCGCUGCGGAGCGCUGUUUCCAGCCUGGCACGGAUCGAUGACUUCUUCUGCGAGAAGAUUGGGUCUGGUUUUUUCUCUGAAGUGUUUAAGGUGCAGCACAGGAUUACGGGUCAGGUGAUGGCACUGAAGAUGAACACACUGGCCAGUAACAAAGCCAACAUGCUGAGAGAGGUACAGCUUAUGAACAGACUGUGCCACCCCAAUGUCCUCAGGUUUUUGGGAGUGUGUGUUCAUGAGGGGCAGCUCCAUGCUCUCACUGAGUAUAUUAACGGGGGCAGUCUGGAGCAGCUGCUUGACAGUGACGUAUACCUGCCCUGGUCAGUGAGGAUUGGCCUGUCUCUGGACAUUGCCAGGGGACUACAGUACCUCCACAGCAAAGGCAUCUUCCAUAGAGACCUCACAUCCAAGAACUGUCUGGUGCGCUGUGAGAACGGUCAUUUCACUGCUGUAGUUGGAGACUUUGGCCUGGCAGAGAAAAUCCCAGAUUACAGUGACUGUGUGGAUAAGCAGCCACUAGCUGUGGUGGGCUCCCCCUACUGGAUGGCGCCAGAGGUGCUGAGAGGAGAGCUUUACAAUGAGAAGGUUGAUGUUUUUGCCUAUGGGAUUAUUCUCUGCCAGAUUAUUGCUCGGAUUGAGGCUGACCCCGACAUCCUGCCAAGGACCGAGGACUUUGGGCUGGAUGUGGAGGCCUUUGGACACAUGGCUGGAGACUGUCCCAAUGCUCUUUUUAGACUGGCUGUUCAUUGCUGCAAUAUGUGUGCUGACAGCCGCCCAUCCUUCUCUGAAAUUGUGAUCAGCCUGGAGACGGUGGAGAGAGAGAGGGAGGAUAAUGGAGCCAUGGUUAUUCUGGAACCUGUUUCCACAGAUGACAGUCCAUUUGGGAAGAAAGUCUCACAACGUCGACUUGGGGACCAUAGGCUAUCGCGCAGUCAGUCGGACAUGUUGCCUUCCACCAUGCUGCCCUGUCUGGGCAUGCCAGCGAGAGUCAACCCCUUCUCUCUGAGACAAGACCUGAACGGAGGACGUAUUAAGCUGUACGAUACGCCCAGCAAGUCCGUCAUCUCCCUCACAUUCACCCUACCCCCUCCCCCUGAUCCCUGUGCAUCACCGUCACUCGGUAGAGUCUCCAGCUGGCACAGACCCCCCCGGCGCUGCCAGUCGCUGCCAUGCACACCACAGCUGGCCAGAUCCUUCUCCUUCCUCUGUGAUCCAGAGGGUACAAGUUUGGAGGAGAAAGAGAAGGAGGGAGAGGUUGAGAGUACGAGAAGAGAGGAAAAUGGGGUAGAGCUUAUUAAAACAGAGAGUGAAAGCAAGGUGGUUCUGAUGAAUGUAGAGGUGGACUCAGGUCUGGCUCUGGACUUGGAGAUGGUUUCACUAGAAUGCGUGAAGGAAGAGGAUGUAUUGGGUCAGAUGGAGCCCAUGGACUGCAGCAGCUCCCCAGACACAGCAGAAAGCGUCAUUGCCAUGCAGAUACAGUCUCUGCACUCUGCAGCAUCGUCUGCAUUCUAUUCUGCUGCAUUGCCCCCUAGCGGCUGGGUAACCACAGGCUCCAGUGGACCUCCAUCAUUUCCCUCUUUCCCUCACUUGAAUAGCAAUGAUUUAUUAGGGGUCGGACAUCCAUUAGGAUGGGGUGAGGUUAAUGGUUACCAUGGCCAUGCGUCAGAGCCCCUGGUACCACCUGCCGAAGAGGACGAACUCAUUUCCUGUCCUGGUUGCUGUUUGGCCGGAUUCAGCUUUCCCUCCAUAUGCCUUCGUGGAGCACCCCCCCCUCGCCAUGGACCUGCACCACACCCCUAUCAAAACCUCUGCGGUCAGCAGCCAAACACCGCUGCCAUGAAGAGCAAACGACUCCGGUGUGAGGGCGGUAAGGGCCUGGCCCCACUGGCUGCCCUGUGUGAGCCUGGCCUACCCCUCCCAGAGGCACAGACGUAG
Molecule: messenger RNA, 2022 nt
Organism: Chanos chanos (milkfish)
Lineage: Eukaryota; Metazoa; Chordata; Actinopteri; Gonorynchiformes; Chanidae
Gene: tesk1a
Product: testis associated actin remodelling kinase 1a
Exons: 10
Coding region: 1-2022 (673 amino acids)
Biological process (GO): actin cytoskeleton organization; positive regulation of stress fiber assembly; protein phosphorylation
Cellular component (GO): cytoplasm; nucleus
Molecular function (GO): ATP binding; protein serine/threonine kinase activity
Source: RefSeq, a predicted model, not a curated record